AUGGCAGAGACGGGGCGGUCGUCGGGUGGAGACCUGGCUUCGCGUGAUGAGCCAUCAACAACGACAUCGCACCAGACAUCCAAAGCCCCCGAAGCCGUGGAGAUGGACACUCUGCCGCCCAAGUCCGACAGCAACCCCCAAGACUCUCCUGCUGCCGGUGCAGAAACAACGACAUCCGCACACGACGCCGACGCCGACGCCUCCCAAAUACCGCCUCCCGAUAAGACGGGAUCCCUCGGCGCCUCCCAGCCCUCUGCCAGCGAUGCCGCAACGCCUGCAGCGCCCUCGGCAAAGGCCAUGGGCAAGGCACCCGCCACAGCGUCCGAGCCGGCGGAACAGGACGCCAUUGGCCCUGCCGAUUCACAUCAGGAGCCGGCCAGCUCGGGCGAGCUCGCCGUCGACAUUCUCCUGAUCCUCCCGCAGACCGGCAACCGGCAUCCCUUCCGCAUCAAUGAAAGGUACCUCAAGAAGCGGAAUGUGAACGUCACAGGCGUGACCGAGGAUGGAAAGAUGGACCCGUUCAGCAUCACAGUCUAUACGCUGAAGGAGCUGAUAUUACGGGAGUGGCGAAAGGACUGGGACACCCCCCCAAGGGAGCCCACGAGCAUACGUCUGAUCAAGAUGGGCAAAAUGUUGGAUGAUAAGCUGCCCCUAAACCAAUACGAUUUUACACCGACUGUCAAGAGUAUAGUACACAUGACGGUCAAACCUCAGGAUAUUAUCGACGAGGAGGAGGCAAAUAAGAGACUCAAGGAGCCUGGGUCCCAUACUGGCCGCAGUGGGUGUUGCGUGAUCUUAUGA
Molecule: messenger RNA, 801 nt
Organism: Neoarthrinium moseri
Lineage: Eukaryota; Fungi; Ascomycota; Sordariomycetes; Amphisphaeriales; Apiosporaceae
Exons: 2
Coding region: 1-801 (266 amino acids)
Molecular function (GO): protein binding
Source: RefSeq, a predicted model, not a curated record